Messenger RNA from Pisolithus orientalis, 174 nucleotides. RefSeq lists its product as uncharacterized. The record is from RefSeq and is a predicted model, not a curated record. Lineage: Eukaryota; Fungi; Basidiomycota; Agaricomycetes; Boletales; Pisolithaceae. The transcript has a single exon. The coding region runs from base 1 to 174 and encodes 57 amino acids.
AUGAUUGAUAAGUGGUCCUUAUGCGACAAUGCAGAGCAAAGAUGUGCCUUUACAAUUAUUACUGAACACAUGCUACAGGAUGACCUGCAACAGCUGCUUAUAUUUCUGACAAGAAUUGGGGGGUCUGGGAAGAGCCAUGUCAUCUGGGCAGUUGUUGACACCUUUAUGCAGUGA